UUCUUCCCUUCGCACACAGCGGCAGCCGUUCCCUCUCUUUCCUCUCUUCUACAGAUUCCUUUCUUUCAUCAUUUUCAUCUUUCUCUCCCUUCUCUUUUAGGAUUCUCGGAUCCAGGUUUCUUCUUCACCCAAAACGAACCCCUAAUCCUGUUCCCUUUCCUUCCGCUCCUUUGACCGCCAAGGAUUCUAGAUCUCCAUCACCUCCUUAUCUUCAAACAGUUACAGACUCAUAGGAAACCCAACGAAAUCUCUGAUCUCCUUCUUACCAACAGAAAUCAGGCUGUUCGGUUUCUUCCGACGGCUAUAAGCGUCAUUAGUCGCACAAGCCGAGAGGACUCAGUAGGCUUCUUUUCCUCCAUCUUGUUAUCUCUAAGCGCAGACUGAGGAUUCCAUCAGUUAAUUACUGAAAGGCGUACCUGAAACCUAUCUAUUUUCUUCACGGCAGCCUCCGCGCAUUCCAGAUCAUCUCCAUCCGCGUGCCCUCGAAGGUCUUCCCUUACUGAGACGUUUCCGGAAUAGGAAGUUAGUUUCUUCUUCAGGCAGGUACUAUGAGGUCCAUUUUCUGUGGAAACUUUGAGUAUGAUGCGCGUCAGUCUGAUCUGGAGAGACUUUUCAAAAAGUAUGGGAAGGUUGAUAGAGUGGAUAUGAAGUCUGGUUUUGCUUUCGUCUACAUGGAAGAUGAAAGAGAUGCUGAGUAUGCUAUUCGAGCACUUGAUCGUGCAGAAUUUGGUCGAAAGGGUCGUAGGCUUCGUGUUGAGUGGACAAAGCAUGAACGUGGCAUUAGAAGGCCUGGUGGUGGUGGUAGUGUUGGUGGUGGUGGUGGUAGUGCUGGUGGUGGUGGGGGGGGUUCAAGAAGAUCUUCAGGCAAUAUGAGACCUUCAAAAACCCUGUUUGUCAUUAACUUUGAUCCAUAUCAUACAAGGACAAGGGACUUGGAAAGGCACUUUGAGCCAUAUGGUAAAAUAGUAAGUGUAAGAAUCAGAAGGAAUUUUGCUUUUGUGCAAUACGACACACAAGAAGAUGCCUCCAAAGCCCUGGAUGCUACAAACAUGAGGUUUUUUACUUCACUCCUCAUCCCCACCCCUAAAAAAAAAAGGCAUGAUCGGAGGCGAUCCCCUAGUCCUUACAGACGAGAGAGGGGCAGCCCUGAUUAUGGUCGUGGUUCUAGUCGUAGUCCUUACAGAAGAGAGAGGGGCAGCCCUGAUUAUGGCCGUGAUCGCAGCCGAAGUCCAUAUGGAAGGGAGAGGGGCAGCCCUGAUUAUGGCCGUGGUGCCAGCCGUAGCCCUUAUAGGAGAGAGAAUGAUGGAGCUGAUCGAGGCCGUGGUUCUAGUCGAAGUCCUUAUAGAAAGGAACGUGAAAGUCCUGAGAAUGGCCGUGGCCCUAGUCAGAGUCCCUAUAGGAGAGACAAACCUAGUCCUGACAAUGCCCGUCGCAGUCCAUAUGCAAGAGAAAAGUCAAGCCCUGAGAAUGGCCAUGGCCCUAGCCAUAGUCCCUAUGAAAGGGAAAGGUCUAGCCCAGAAAAUGGAGGUACCCGAAGUCUAAUUUCAGCGCCUGAGACUGGGGCGAGCCCUUAUGGUGGUGCUGAAAGCCCUAUGCGCAAGAGAUAUAACAGUGGUUCUCCUGGAGCCGAGGAGUAAUUGAUGUUGCUCGUGAAAAAUUGGACGGGAGAGUAGAUGUGGUAAAACAUCAUUUGGCGUGGCUUGCAGAACCCAUUUUAGCAGAAAUACUGCUAAUGUUAGUUUGUGAGACAAAGUGUAUGUUGAAAUCACAAUUUCAGUAUUUUAGAUUUGACAGCUUAGUCAGUGCUAGUUUGUAUUUUAAUCAUUCAUGGCUUUCUUUCCGAAUCGUGAAUUUUUCUGUUAGUUCUGACUAUUUGAAUCAACUUUUAUCCGUUAAUUUCAUGUUUUUACCAUUAGCCAAA
Carica papaya (papaya) is the source of this 1921-nucleotide messenger RNA. Lineage: Eukaryota; Viridiplantae; Streptophyta; Magnoliopsida; Brassicales; Caricaceae. The record is from RefSeq and is a predicted model, not a curated record.